AUGCAGUUCACCACCAUCGCCACCCUCUUCACCCUCGCCCUCAGCGUCACAGCCCAUCCCGGCCGUCCCCCCGUCGACGUCCACCAGCAAAAGAACGAGUGCGGCGGUGGCCACCUCGCCUGCUGUCUCGAGCACUCCGACAUCCACGCCGACGGUUUCCUCUCCGGUCUUCUGACCGAGGGUCUGCUCACUCCCAUCAUCGGUUCCCAGGAGCAGUCUUGUGCCAAGUUCUCGCUUAUUGAGAAUCUUAACAUUCUUGGUUUUACUAAGAAGGGUGAUGAUUCGCCUUCUUGCAAGUCUAUUACUGCUUGUUGCCCUGAGGGCAAGGGGUCUUGUGACCGUGUCUAA
Messenger RNA from Aspergillus glaucus CBS 516.65, 348 nucleotides. RefSeq lists its product as uncharacterized. Bases 1 to 348 code for a protein of 115 amino acids. Lineage: Eukaryota; Fungi; Ascomycota; Eurotiomycetes; Eurotiales; Aspergillaceae. The record is from RefSeq and is a predicted model, not a curated record. The transcript is spliced from 3 exons.